UCACAUUUCUAUCAAAUCUUUAUUCAAAUCUUCUUUUUCUUCUUCUUCCUCAAGCAUAUAUUAAAAAAAAUUAGGAAAAAAGUAGAAGAAAACUACUUAAAGAAUCAAGAAAAUGUGUGUCAAUUCUACAGAAUGGAGUGCUUCACGUAUUCAUUACUUCUCUGGAAAGAAACAAAAACCAAAAAAAUCCAAAGUUCAAGUUCAUAGGCUUGCAUGGAGGAAGAGAAGUGAGGAAAAGGCAGCAGCAGGUAAAAAUAUGGAAUUGAAAAACUUGAAGUUGUACAUGGAAAAUAUGAGUAUAUUAGAAGAAAAUGAGAACUUGAGGAAAAAGGCAAAUCUUCUCCAUCAAGAAAAUCUUGCUUUAUAUUCUGAAUUUGAGAAGAAAGUUUCUCACUUGGAUCGGGUUUCCGCCACUCUUAAUGUAAUCAGGGACGGAGCUAGAGUUUAAGUUACGAGUUCAGUCAAACUCGAAGCACUUUGAUGAUCAAAAUCAGUAUUGUUUUAAUAAAAUCUAUGGAAUAUGCAUAAAUUAUUAAUUUUAAAA
This is a messenger RNA of Solanum stenotomum, 544 nucleotides long. RefSeq names its product protein LITTLE ZIPPER 2-like. Bases 113 to 448 code for a protein of 111 amino acids. The transcript has 2 exons. The record is from RefSeq and is a predicted model, not a curated record. NCBI's taxonomy places the organism in Eukaryota, Viridiplantae, Streptophyta, Magnoliopsida, Solanales, Solanaceae.